AUAACUUUCAAAGUGAGGGGAACACGUCCACGGAUCGGGAGGGGAAUAUAUACGUAAUAAAAGCGUAACCUUAUUCUCCAUUUUUUAAAUAGGCUGUGGAAGGAACAUACUUUAUGAUCGUGAAAAUCUCUGACAAUAAUUGUGCUAUUUAUAGUCGCCAUGGGAUGGUGCUAGGAAGACAAAGAAGAGGUAUAUGACAAUAUAUCAAUAUAAUUCAACCAAGUCUAUAGAAAUCAGUUAAGCCGUUCCCAGCUGGCCGUUCUCUGAGGACUGAUGGCGUCCCCCGCUGGCGGCGGCGGGGCGGCGGCCCGUCCGCGUCCCGGCGAGUCAGACGCCCGGGUCAGCGCGCGCGGCUUCCUGCUGGGUCUGGCCCUGCCGGCGUCCGUAGCCAGCCUCCAGCAGAUGUUCUUUGAUCGGGUGUUCAUGGGCCACGCGCUGUUCGUGGCAGUGGUGUUCUGCGGAGCUGCCGUGGCGGUGAUGCACAGCCAGUAUCAGGGGCGGAAAAUACAGACGGCGAUUCGAGCGGCGCUGCUCGGUGACGGGUUCGCCAUGGGGGUCAUUCUGGUGACCUCGGCCCCCUCCUCGUGGCAGGCGUUCGGCUGGUACGCGAUGAUCCUGUGCGCGUUCCACUACUCCGAGUACCUAGCUACAGCGCUGACCAAUCCGCAGUCGGUCAGCAACGACUCGUUCCUGUUGAACCACAGCUGGGCCUACUCGGUGGCAGCCGCCUCCAGCUGGGUGGAGUUCUGGCUCGAGCGAGCGCUGUUCCCAGGCAUGAAGGAGUUCAGCUUCACCAUCGGUCUGGGCCUGCUGCUCUGCGUCUCCGGCGAGAUCAUCAGGAAGCUGGCCAUGUUCACCGCCCGCACCAACUUCAACCACAUAGUGCAGAACGAGAAGCGUCCGGACCACCAGCUAGUAACUCACGGCGUCUACAGCUGGUUCCGACAUCCCAGCUACGUCGGCUGGUUCUGGUGGAGCGUCGGCACGCAGCUGAUCCUGAACAACCCCAUCUGUCUGGUGGGCUACACGGCCGCCUCCUGGACUUUCUUCAGAGACCGGGUCCGAUACGAGGAGGCCACACUAAUAAACUUCUUCGGCCACGCGUAUCUCGAGUACCAGCAGCGUGUGGGCACCGGUCUGCCUGGCAUUGCUGGAUACCAGCUGCAGCGGCGGCCCCAGUGAUGGCAGCGAGAGAGCGCUGUGACGUCAUUGGUGGGGAACUGUGACGUCAUCGGUGGAACGUUGUCACGUCACUGGUGGAACGCUUUGACGUCAUCGUUGGCACGCUGUGACGUUGAUGAAGGUAAGGUCAGCGUCCGACAGUGUUACGACUUACAAUGAUCUGUGAGGCUGCAGUUCACCCAGGAAUAGACCCGACUCGGCUAUAGGAAAGGAUCUCUGAUCGGGGAAAGACUCGCUACACUGGAGAAGGACAUCGUCCGGUGCGAGACCUGUCGGACUGAUUAACUAACUGACAGUGAUAGUUUUGACUUGUCGUGAGCGGAACGACGGGGAGGAGAGACACACUGCAUGAUGUGGAGAUGUGGUGACAAGCUGAACAGAUAAUGACAUUUAGUGGUGAAGCUGCGAAACCCCGCCAUGGAUACCUCGCGCAGAAAGACCUCUGCUGUGAAGUUUUGAUGCCGUGAGGUUUUGAUUACCGGAGUUUGCGCAGCGAUUGAAUUUUGUUUCUGGUGUGUUAUUAGGGAUGUAUGUAUGUGGCCCAAGUGUGCGAAGCAUGUCCAUUUUUAACCGUGCUAUACGGUCGGCGCUGUGUGAGGUCAUAUCAGUUUGAUGUGAUGUUUAGAGACAUCUCUGUAAUUGCGAGGGACCGACUCCGUCCCAAACGCGACUUAUGGAAGUUUGACAUUUAAUGGUGUGCUAUUGCCAUUGUGCUUCACGCUGUUCCAGUAUAACUAAUAUUUAUCGUAAUUAUGGCGCGUUUUCUGAUGUUUUUUCGUAGAAGAAAAUGAAUCCUGCAGGAUCACUCGGCUCUUAUUGUUUUCUUUGAGAGCGUUGCUGUUUGAUAUUAACCUCGUUUUGUAACUCUUGUCGCAUCACCAUUUUUCUACACUUUCUUGGACUUUGUAACAUUCUUUCCAGACUUUGUAAUGGUGCAUGUGCUGCGUAUAACUCUAAUGCAACUGUAUCGACGUGGGAGUAAUGAACUACUCACUGCCGCUGACCAGUGUGCUGGUCAGUUGUGUUAAUAUUGCAGUUUGCCGCUGUAUUCCCAGUGGAACAGUCCAUUCCGGAUGGAGUAACACUGGAAUCGACCCUGUGGAUGGGUUUAACUAAGUGCGCCUUUAGAUGCUGCGAUAUCUGGAGGCUAGUUAAUGCUCCUGUUGUGCCCUCACCGGUGACUUUUUCGGCGUUCGGUCGUGGUAUUGUUAACACAAGACGUCAUUCUAGUCACUAAAUGUCGCUCACCAUUUGUGUGAGAUCUUUGUUGAAAAGACUGAAGAGAAUACAACUGAAUAACAGUA
Messenger RNA from Amphibalanus amphitrite, 2486 nucleotides. Its product is annotated as protein-S-isoprenylcysteine O-methyltransferase-like. Gene Ontology annotation, molecular function: protein C-terminal S-isoprenylcysteine carboxyl O-methyltransferase activity. The transcript has 7 exons. The record is from RefSeq and is a predicted model, not a curated record. Gene Ontology annotation, cellular component: membrane; endoplasmic reticulum. NCBI's taxonomy places the organism in Eukaryota, Metazoa, Arthropoda, Thecostraca, Balanomorpha, Balanidae. Gene Ontology annotation, biological process: C-terminal protein methylation. Bases 274 to 1182 code for a protein of 302 amino acids.